Molecule: messenger RNA, 1296 nt
Organism: Malassezia vespertilionis
Lineage: Eukaryota; Fungi; Basidiomycota; Malasseziomycetes; Malasseziales; Malasseziaceae
Gene: PEX10
Product: peroxisome biogenesis factor 10
Exons: 3
Coding region: 1-1296 (431 amino acids)
Biological process (GO): protein import into peroxisome matrix
Cellular component (GO): peroxisomal membrane
Molecular function (GO): zinc ion binding
Source: RefSeq, a predicted model, not a curated record
AUGCGUGGAGAAGCUGAGGAGAGCGCAAGCGCUCGGACGAUACCGGCGCAGUUCACAUUUCCGCGCGCUGCACAGUCUGAGAUUGUGCGUGCGCACCAGAAGGACUUGUACUACCGCGACUUAUUCCAUACGCAGCUAAAAGAAGCAGCGCUCGAUAUUCUUGGCGCGCGGCGCAGUCAUGUCUAUGCAGAGCUGCUUUCGCUCGUUGCGAGCGUCGCGUAUGCCGGGUUGAGCACAAUGGGUGGUGCACAAUCGCUCGGUGAGGAGUACGUGAAUUCUAUGAUGCGAUACCGGCCGACAGGAAAAACUGUGAAUGCAAAACAACGCGUCGUUUUUAUCGCCUUGUAUGUGAUUGCGCCAUACGCAAUCAAACGCGCUUACGGGGCAUUGCGGGCUCUGAUUGUGCGUGAAGACCAGCGAAUUGCGCGGCGCCGUCAGCGCAUGCUGCUGAAAGAGACGAGCGACGGCGAAUCGCGCCCGCACAAGACGCCGCUCGCAGCAUUGCGGCGGCGCUUGGAGCGCGCUGUGCAAUGGCUCGCAAUUAUGCUGCCAGGUAUGCAUGUGCUCAGUGCGUCCAAUGGAUGGCUGGCGUACUUAUCCGCUGCGCAACUAGCGCUGUUCUACCUCUUUGGCCGCUACUAUACACUCGCGCAUCGUAUCGCGCGCGUUGAUUAUAUUUAUGCAAGUACAAAGCGCCCCAAUUCGCGUCCGCGGUCGUACGAGGUGCUUGGCGUGCUGCUGAGCGCACAGCUCGUUGUCAAAUUUGGCAUGUCUGUGCACGCAUGGUACCAAGGGGCAAGAAGAAAAUACCAAUACACGCCCCAGACGCAUGCGAUGCAUGCGCUAGGUGGCGCGCAGUCAGAAGUGAGGCCAAAGCGUACGAUCCAGUUGAACGGAAAGUACUACUCGCACGCCGAUGGGUCUACCACACAAGCGCGGCAGUCAUACGAAGAGCACGUUGUCCCGCUCGAAUACCCUGAUCCGGAUGCACCAAUUGUGCCCGAGCAGCUUGGGUUCAGUGCGCAAGAGGCCAAGACUGACAAGGCAGGCUAUGAUGCUGCAGUCGCCGACUGUCGCGCGAGAACGACGCAGAUGGAGGCUGUUGCAGAGCAAGUCCUGCGCUGCACACUCUGCAUGGACCGUCGCGAGCCAGAUAAAGGGGGGAGCGCCGUGACCGAAUGUGGGCACGUAUUUUGCUGGGGCUGCAUUACAGGGUGGGCCAAAGAAAAGGCAGAGUGUCCGCUGUGUCGCCACACCUUGCAGCCGUGCCGGCUCUUGCCCAUCUACAAUCUGUAG